This is a messenger RNA of Phalaenopsis equestris, 706 nucleotides long. RefSeq names its product protein TRI1. The transcript is spliced from 2 exons. Lineage: Eukaryota; Viridiplantae; Streptophyta; Magnoliopsida; Asparagales; Orchidaceae. Bases 92 to 397 code for a protein of 101 amino acids. The record is from RefSeq and is a predicted model, not a curated record. Gene Ontology annotation, cellular component: nucleus.
UCAAAAUGGGCUCCGAUAAAACCUAACUCUGUUCUGUCGGGACCCGAAUCCCCGGUCCGUGAGGGGGAGAGAGAGAGCGGCGGGAGCAGCUAUGGUACUGAGGUCGGCGGCGAAGAAAGCGGCGGCGGAGAGUCCGAAGAGGUUAGCGAGCCUAAUCGAUCUCGCAAAUCUCCCUUCUACGCUCAGAGAUUUUGUGGGGCACUCUCAAAUCUCCCGACUCGGUUGCUUCAUCCGCGUUUGGUCUUAUAUCAAGGAACACAAUCUUCAGGAUUCUGGUGAUAUGAAUAUAGUCAAUUGUGAUGACAAACUAAAGAGAAUAUUGCUGGGAAAAGAUCAAGUUAAACUUUCAGAACUUCCAACUCUCAUCAAACUGCAUUUCCCAAAACAGCCAAAAUGAUUAGUCCCAACUUCCCACGCUCUGAUGUGGGACAAUUUGGGUGAAGUUCGUUUCUUAUUUACAUAAGCUAUGGUAAUUGCACUGUUGCUUAACUGAAUUGCCCCAAUGCUUAGAAAUUUAGGGGUUGAAAAGAACUAGAAACUUGCAGUAUCACCAUGUUAUUUAUCAUGAACAGUAAAAAUUCUUUCAGUGGAUGGAAUAAAGAAGGGUACGAAAGAAGUCUUCGUACCCUUCUUUUUGGGGCAUUUACAUACAUACCACCCAAUUCCUAUGUAUUUACAUAUCCAACACCUAAACCCUACAUUUUGA